Molecule: messenger RNA, 1827 nt
Organism: Aaosphaeria arxii CBS 175.79
Lineage: Eukaryota; Fungi; Ascomycota; Dothideomycetes; Pleosporales
Product: pseudouridylate synthase-like protein 3
Exons: 1
Coding region: 1-1827 (608 amino acids)
Biological process (GO): mRNA pseudouridine synthesis; tRNA pseudouridine synthesis
Cellular component (GO): cytoplasm; nucleus
Molecular function (GO): pseudouridine synthase activity; RNA binding
Source: RefSeq, a predicted model, not a curated record
AUGGCGUCGCGAAUCACCGCACCUGGAGACUAUGAAGGGUGGUCACAGCAGCAGCUUGUCACCAGGAUACAGGAGCUGGAACUUCAAUUGGCACAGGCAGAGAAGAUAACAACUACCAACAUUGAAGCUCAAAACCGCGCCACAUUUACGAGCUUCCCCAUACCUUCUCCAGGCGAGAAUGCAUCGAAACAAACACCGUUUCGCAAGCCUCCGAAGCAGCCAUCUAAGCCGUUCGAUGCGAGCAAAUACAGCACCAGACUCAUCGCCUUGAAAUUCGCCUACUUGGGGCAAAAAUACAAUGGAUUCGAACACGCAAAGAACAAUAAGACACGAUUGCCUACUAUAGAAGAGGAGGUUUGGAAGGCUUUGGUUAAGACACGUCUCAUAGCUCCCACACCCCAGAGUCCCGAAGAGAAACGGGAUUACGAUCGGAUAACGAAGAAGACGUAUCAGGCUUGGGACCGUGAAGGGGCAGAUGUGAAUUGGGAUGGCUGCGAAUACUCAAAGUGUGGUAGAACAGAUCGAGGAGUGAGCGCCUUCGGUCAAGUCAUUGGCAUCAAGGUGCGGAGUAACAGACCUCUCCCGAAGUCUACACCGAUAUCUUCACCAGAGACCUCUACUGUUCCGGAAGAGACAAUCGAAAAGACCAAUGGUGAUAUCCUCGAGGCAGAGGAGGAUCAGGGUGCAGAAGACCAGAAACCUUUCGAUGACCUCCGCGAUGAGCUACCCUACAUACAAUUAUUGAAUCGUGUCCUACCUCCUGAUAUCCGCAUGUACGCCUGGUGCCCGAACCCGCCGCCGAACUUCAGUGCCCGAUUUUCCUGUAAGGAAAGACGCUACAAGUACUUCUUCACGAAUCCGUGUUUCGCGCCAGUGCCUGGGUCACCAGCACUCUACACCCCUGCUGCAUCCUCUGGCAGCGAGGACCCCAUGCGGGAAGGCUGGCUUGACAUAGGUGCUAUGAAAGAAGCUUGCAAGCACCUCAUAGGCCUCCACGACUUCCGCAACCUAUGCAAAAUCGACGCCUCAAAACAGCUGACCAACUUCAACCGUCGGAUCUUCUUCGCCGACAUUGAGGAAGUGUCGCCGCUAACGACGCCAUCCUUCAUCACCCACACCUUACUGCAGAACCCGAACAACGCCUCCGACCAACCCAAGAUCUACAGCUUCACUCUCCAUGGCAGCGCUUUCCUAUGGCACCAAGUCCGCUCCAUCAUCGCCAUUCUCUUUCUAGUCGGACAGCGACUGGAGUCCCCAUCCCUGGUACAAGAGCUCCUCGACGUCAGCAAGAAUCCCACCAGGCCGAAGUACGAAAUGGCAUCCGAUGCGCCACUCGUGCUGUGGGACUGCAUCUUCCCCCAUGCAGACGAGGUACAGUCCGCAGAACAGCGGGAGAAAGGGUACGAAGACCGCUUGGAAUGGGUGUAUGCGGGCGACGAGGGCGGCUUCGAAGCGAAGGGCAAGGCGAACGGGACUCCUGUAGGACGAGGCAAAUGGGGUCGAGGCGGGGUCAUUGACGAUGUGUGGGAGGUGUGGCAUGGGAACAAGAUCGAUGAGACGUUGAGCGGGCUGUUGCUUGAUGCUAUUGCGGCCCAAGGACAGAGCAAGUUGGGUGAUGGAAGUGAGGAGGUGGCAGGUGGGGCGAUGAAGGGCGGGCCUAGGGUGUUCGAUGGAGCGGACUUUGGUAGGGCGAAGGGGAUUUAUACACCUGUGAUGAAGCGGGAGAGAAAUGAGUCGGUGGAGGUGAUCAAUGAGAAGUAUGCAAAGAGGAAGGGUUGGGAUGGUGGACAACGACAAAAGGCGAAAGAAGAGGUUGCAGAUGAGUAG